Messenger RNA from Medioppia subpectinata, 513 nucleotides. The record is from the annotation of a GenBank genome assembly. Lineage: Eukaryota; Metazoa; Arthropoda; Arachnida; Sarcoptiformes; Oppiidae.
AUGCGUAGCGAUUUUGUGGUUGAGUUCCGGAGCGCAUGGAUUGAGGGCCAGAAGCUAUACAUUCAGACAGAGUUUUGCGACUAUAAUUUGAGGCAAAUAAUUGACAUCAAAUACCGCCUCUUCAGCGCCAAGUCCUCAGACAACGACACGAGUGUUGUCUAUGUGUUAGCACUCAUUGAUUACUUCAUAGCCUAUGAAUUGUUUGAGGAGUUAACUAAAAGCCUAAACUAUUUGCACACUUUGGACACACCUAUUAUACACCGAAACCUUAAACCAGAGAAUAUAUUAGUAAUGAAAAAUGUUAUCGAUAAUGGACAACAAUUUGUGAAAAUAUGCGACUUUGGUUACGCUAAGCCUCACGACUAUAGCGGACAGUCGCACACCAGAGACAAGGGGGACAUCACUUAUAUGGCGCCCGAAGUGGUCCGCAGUAAACACUAUGACCUGAAGUCCGAUAUUUAUAGUUUGGGCUUAAUUUGUGGCGAAGUCUUUGGAGUCAAUGUUUAUUCGUAA